This is a messenger RNA of Morone saxatilis (striped sea-bass), 993 nucleotides long. Its product is annotated as diacylglycerol kinase zeta-like. Gene Ontology annotation, cellular component: nucleus. Gene Ontology annotation, molecular function: ATP-dependent diacylglycerol kinase activity. NCBI's taxonomy places the organism in Eukaryota, Metazoa, Chordata, Actinopteri, Moronidae. The record is from RefSeq and is a predicted model, not a curated record. Gene Ontology annotation, biological process: regulation of synaptic transmission, glutamatergic; intracellular signal transduction; lipid phosphorylation.
ACGUCUUUAAAGUCCAGUAAAAAGAAGAAAAGGACGUCACUGAAAUGCAACAAGUCAAGCAAGAAGGGAGCAGAGCUCCAAGAUGGCCGCUGGAAGCCCUUCCUGGUGAAGCCUCUCCCCUCUCAGCUCAUGAAGCCUCUGCUGGUGUUCGUGAAUCCAAAGAGUGGCGGAAACCAGGGAGCCAAGAUCAUCCAGUCUUUCAUGUGGUAUCUGAACCCUCGGCAGGUGUUUGACCUGACGAAGGGAGGACCCAAAGAGGGGUUGGAGCUGUAUGCCAAAGUGCCCAACCUGAGGAUCCUUGCCUGUGGGGGAGACGGGACAGUGGGCUGGAUCUUGUCAGUGUUGGACCAGCUGAAGCUCCGUCCUCAGCCCCCCGUGGCCAUCCUUCCUCUGGGGACGGGCAAUGACCUGGCGAGGACUCUCAACUGGGGAGGGGGUUACACCGAUGAACCAAUAACAAAGAUCCUCUCGCACGUCGAGGACGGAAACAUCGUCCAGCUGGAUCGGUGGAACUUGAACGUGGAAGCGAACCCCGAGGCCCGACCGGAGGACCAGGACGAACAUCAGACAGACAAGCUUCCUAUUGACGUCUUCAACAAUUACUUCAGUCUGGGCUUCGAUGCUCACGUCACGCUGGGCUUCCAUGAAUCCAGAGAGGCGAACCCGGAGAAGUUUAACAGCCGCUUCAGGAAUAAGAUGUUCUAUGCAGGAACAGCCUUCUCAGAUUUCCUGAGCGGGAGUUCAAAAGACCUCGCCAAGCACAUCAAAGUGGUGUGUGACGGUACAGACCUGACGGCCAAAGUCCAGGAGAUGAAGUUACAGUGUCUGCUCUUCCUCAACAUCCCCAGGUACUGUGCUGGCACCAUGCCCUGGGGGCAUCCCAGUGAACAUCAGGACUUUGAACCACAGCGUCACGACGACGGCUGCAUCGAGGUCAUCGGCUUCACAAUGACGUCUCUGGUGAGCCCUCAGCUACCACCUCAGACCACCUGA